AGGAGGAGCUUCAGUAGCUGCUCUGUGUACAUUGUCUGCAUGUCAUGUAAAUGACUUGGAGUCAACAGAGAGUUCCAGGCUUGGAACGGCGCUAUCUGCAGAAUGAGGCCCAGCUACAGUGUUCCAAAAUUCCUCACUAAAAUCUGGGAUUUGGUAGAGGAUUCCAAAACAGACGAUUACAUCUGCUGGAGUCAGGAUGGAGGCAGCUUUGUUGUGCUAGAUGAAGAGCGUUUUGCCAAAGAACUUCUACCCAGAUAUUUCAAGCAUAACAACAUGGCCAGCUUUGUCAGACAGCUCAAUUGGUAUGGUUUCCAUAAAGUUAUGCAUGAUGAGUCUGGUUCACUUAGGCAAGAGAAAUAUUGCUCAGGGAAAUAUCAGCAUGCAUUUUUCCAGCGUGGACAUGAAGAACUCCUCAUAAAUAUAAAAAGAAAGGUUCCUGUUCCUCGUAUGGAUGAAAAUAAAUCUGCACCAGAUGACAUGCACAAAAUAUUGGCAUUCCUUCAUCAGUUGCAAGGGCGGCAAGAUGCGAUAGAUUCAACAGUGGAAGCUUUAAAGAGGGAAAACGAGGCUUUAUGGAAGGAAGUUCUGCAGUUACGGCAAAAACAAUACCAGAACCAGCCACAAAGUGAAAAUGAAUCCCCUUCUCGGUCUUAUAACAGAAUGGAAACCGUACCAACUAACCAGACUCUCAUGAUUGACAAUACGGGGAACUACAAUAAUCUUGCAGUGGCUAAAACUGAACCAGGCACCACCAACCAGACCUACGAGAAUAAUUCACAGUGGAGAAUUAAUGGGAAUGUAACCAGAGGCACAAAACGAGCUUUUCAUCUAAGAGAUGAUUUGGAUAGUACUGCAGAAGACAGCAGUACCCAUUUAACAAGUAUUUCUCUACCUCAUGUGUUUGAGAGUUAUCAACCUGAUGACACUGACAAUCUCUCAGAUUCAUCCUUUAGUGAAAUUGAGGAAAUCACCAAUGAGGAUACUUCUCAUGAAGCUAACCAAUUGCCACAAAAUUCAAAGCCUUCUGACAGAAGCAAAAUAAAGAAAAUAAAAAUGGAGAGCAAGGCAGAGCAUCAAGAUUCUGAAACAGAAUUUAUAAUGGAUUACAGUGGAUCUGAAGACGCAGAUGAAAACCGGGCUGGCUCCAUAAACUCUGGGCACACAAGAAAGAGACGAAAAAUAUGCAGAUCCUCCUGUUGCAAGAUGGAAACCAUGCUAAAGGAAAUGCACAAAGACAACACAUCCUUGACAAGGCGUGUUUUAACUUUGGAACAACAGUCUUUUGAGAAACUUUCAGAGAUUUCAGCAGUGCUGUCUAAUUUAGCCAGCUUCAUCAUGCACACUGAUAAGAUGCCAAAAAAUGUGGUUCUGCCUUCUAUGACUGUAGAUGGAAAGAGAAUGCAACAUGAGGAAACCCAAACCCAGAGGUCCAAAUUUCAAGGCAAAAAGCAAAAUGAAUCUUAGCCCAGAUGGUUAUUUUUGCUAUUAGACCUCCUUUGCUAUAAAUAUUUCCUCCUUUGUUAGAAGUGUGGAAUUUAUAGCAUUAUUUUUAGAUGUUUUAUUUUUUUUGGAUUAUCUUAUCUUGUUGAGAGUUCCUUUUCAAUAACUGCAACAGUAUUCCUAGCCUAGCAGUUGGAGUAAGCUAGGUGUUUUAGUUGAAUGAAUGAGUAAAUCCAUUUAUAUGUUAUAAGGGAUGGACAAAAAAAAACACAAACACUGGAUAUGUUGAUCAUAAUAAUAUCAAUACAGCAUUGUUUGCUUUAAAACAUUGUGAGCUAACACUUUU
Molecule: messenger RNA, 1786 nt
Organism: Pelobates fuscus (common spadefoot toad)
Lineage: Eukaryota; Metazoa; Chordata; Amphibia; Anura; Pelobatidae
Product: heat shock factor protein 2-like
Exons: 12
Coding region: 103-1464 (453 amino acids)
Biological process (GO): regulation of DNA-templated transcription
Molecular function (GO): DNA-binding transcription factor activity; sequence-specific DNA binding
Source: RefSeq, a predicted model, not a curated record